AUCCUUUACGACAUUGGCGUUAUUCCUGGUUCGGAUAUGACUUCUGAAGCGGCAAUGGCUAAAAUGUGCUAUGUGCUUGGCAAAGACGAAUGGGAUCACGAAACAAAGCGAAUGAUGUUACAAACGAAUUUACGUGGCGAGAUGACAGUGACGAAUGAAGACGUUAAGAUGCGAGAGCUUGACAUCAUUCCACACAUUGCAAAAUGCUUGCGGCUAUCAUCCGGCAACGAAGUGCAACUGAUCCGUGACACAAUCCUUCCACCAUUAUUCUGUAAUGCUGCAAAAACGAACAAACCAGAAAUUUUGAAGAGCAUCAAGUUCCACACAUUGCAAAGUGUUUGCGGUUAUCAUCCGGCAACGAAGUGCAACUGA
Cylicostephanus goldi is the source of this 372-nucleotide messenger RNA. The record is from the annotation of a GenBank genome assembly. Lineage: Eukaryota; Metazoa; Nematoda; Chromadorea; Rhabditida; Strongylidae.